Penicillium oxalicum is the source of this 1545-nucleotide messenger RNA. Its product is annotated as allantoate permease family MFS transporter. Lineage: Eukaryota; Fungi; Ascomycota; Eurotiomycetes; Eurotiales; Aspergillaceae. The transcript has 7 exons. Gene Ontology annotation, cellular component: plasma membrane. Gene Ontology annotation, molecular function: allantoate transmembrane transporter activity; dipeptide transmembrane transporter activity. Gene Ontology annotation, biological process: transmembrane transport; allantoate transport; tripeptide transport. The record is from RefSeq and is a predicted model, not a curated record. Bases 1 to 1545 code for a protein of 514 amino acids.
AUGGCGGAUGCGGAGAAAGUCGCUGGGGUGUCACCCGUCGUGGACGUGGUGACUUCCAAGCAUGUUGACUCUACGCUGGAGAAGCAUGCUCACGAUGCGGACGAGGCGAUGAAGGCUUUUGAGGACCUUCAUGGUGAAACUAUUGAGUUGGAUGAGUCGACAAACCGCCGCCUUCUCCGCACAAUUGACUGGCACAUGAUGCCCGUCAUGUGUUGUGUGUACGGGAUGAAUUACUUGGAUAAGACGACUCUAUCGUAUGCCAGUAUCAUGGGAUUGAAGCAGGACUUGAACCUUCAGGGUGAUCAGUACCAAUGGUUGGGAAGCUUGUUCUAUUUUGGGUACCUGGCAUGGGAAUAUCCCACCAACCGUCUGCUACAGCGUCUGCCGCUGGGCAAGUAUUCUGCCGCGUGCAUUGUGAUCUGGGGACUCAUUUUGACCUGCUUUGCGGCCGUCCAGAAUUUCAGUGGCGCCAUCGCCAUUCGAAUCUUUCUGGGCGUUUUUGAAUCGGCCGUGACGCCGGGAUUUGCUCUGAUCACCUCUCAGUGGUAUACCAAGAAAGAGCAAGGCUCGCGGGUGAACAUUUGGUUCAGUUUCAACGGCUUCGGUCAGAUCCUCGGCGGCGUGGUAGCGUACGGCAUUGCCAUUGGCACAAAGCACCAUGGUUCAUCGAUUGCCCCUUGGAAGAUCGUUUUCCUGUUUACGGGUGUUCUCACGAUUAUCCUGGGAUUCAUCUUCUUGUGGGUGGUGCCGGACAAUCAGCUGAAUGCGCGCUGGCUGAAAAAGGAAGAUCAAGUGCUUGCUGUGGUUCGGGUUCGGGCCAAUCAGCAGGGAAUUGGCAACAAACACUUCAAGAUGUACCAGGUAAAGGAGUCACUGCUUGAUCCGAUCCCAUGGGCCUUUUUCUUUUACGCGCUGGUCGCCGAUAUCCCCAACGGGGGUCUGAGCAACUUUUUCAGCCUAUUGAUCACCGGCUUUGGCUUUACGGCAGAGCAGAGUCUGAUUCUUGGGGUCCCUGGUGGUGUGGUGGAAGUCAUCGCGCUCUUGCUGAAUGGCUACGUUGGCCACAUCACCAACCAGCGACUGCUCUCCAGUUUGGGUGGCCUGGUCACUGCCAUGAUCGGCGUCAUUCUUAUUGUGGCUCUUCCCGAGUCGUAUAAUGUUGGGCGCUUGAUCGGAUAUUACAUGACUCAGGCCAGCCCGACCUCGUUCGUUGCACUCUUAGCCAUGAUCUCGUCCAAUGUGGCUGGCUACACGAAGAAAACGACAGUGGCCGCCAUGUACCUGAUUGGGUAUUGCGUUGGCAACAUUAUUGGACCCCAAACCUUCCGGCCCAAGGAUGCCCCGCACUACACCCCCGCCGUGAUCACCAUCAUCGUCUGCUAUUUUCUGAGUUUGUGCAUCACCGUCUUUAUCUGGUGGUGGUAUCGUCGCGAGAACGCACGCAAGGCGGAGAUCCAAGCCCGACCGGACUAUGUGCGAUUGGAAAAUCAAGAGUGGCUCGAUUUGACGGAUCGGGAGAACCCCGAUUUUAUCUACGCGCUGUAA